Drosophila eugracilis is the source of this 7239-nucleotide messenger RNA. RefSeq lists its product as uncharacterized. Gene Ontology annotation, biological process: cell fate specification; heart development; regulation of transcription by RNA polymerase II. Gene Ontology annotation, molecular function: RNA polymerase II cis-regulatory region sequence-specific DNA binding; DNA-binding transcription factor activity, RNA polymerase II-specific. The transcript is spliced from 6 exons. NCBI's taxonomy places the organism in Eukaryota, Metazoa, Arthropoda, Insecta, Diptera, Drosophilidae. Bases 332 to 6799 code for a protein of 2155 amino acids. The record is from RefSeq and is a predicted model, not a curated record.
CACUUGCAAGCACGCAUGGCGGUGACGCUGACUCGAAAUCGGGAUUAUUUUGUGAUCUGAUCGCAGUGCAUUCUUUAUUUUCGUUUCGCCUCAAAAAGUGCCAUUGGACAUGUGUCGGUUGUGGAUCUCUCCUAUAAUGAGUUUUGACCAUCGCUCGUAGUCAGCACUAGCGCGGAAAUCUAAGUCCUGAAAUGUUAUGAUUGUGCUCUUCGAAUAGCAACGCAUCGCGUGUUUUUGUUUGUAUGGGGGUGUGACAAGGGGCGCUGAAGCAACAGCAAGAGUCGUGAAUAUACCGUUUCUGUGAUACUGGGUCAGUUUGCAAAAAAAAAACAUGACUUACGAUCUGCCUCCAAUCGUACUGAAAGGCAAGGAACUGAUAAAAUACCGCCAUUUGAAACGCAAGUACCCCGUUUCCAAGGCCUUCCUGCAGCGCAACUGGUGGAAUGUCAAGAGAUUUAUAGUUAACGCCCUUAGUCCUCGUUGCGUCAUCCGGAAUUAUGCCUGGCGACGUCGGCGUAGCCACCGUGUCCACAUCUUGCGACGUGUACGCAUCAUUCUUUUUGAUCCGCGCCUAAAGGGGAUGAUCAAGCGCCGCCUGCAGAACGUGCGGCAGUGGUCUGGGAAUUUGGUGGGUUAUUACAAAAAGAUGGGAAGGGUAGAGGAGUACGAGGAGACGGAGGUGUAUCAUGUGGCCGAGCCUUUGGGAGCCGAGGAACUGUCAAAGCAGAUGAAGCAGCAACUCGAACUACUUAAGACCGGCAAAAGAAGUCUUUCUCUCAUUGAAGACACCAAUCCCACUGCGGAAGUCCCAGUUAAGAAGCGUAAAGAGGAGAAUGAGAUUAGGCAGGAAACGCCUAAUGAAGAGACCGGUGAUCACAUCGACUCUGGUAUCGCUCCCUUGAAGGAGACAGCUGAAAGGACGCCCACAAAGUCACCCGCUCAAGCAAUUGGCUUAGAGGAUGCCCCAACUCCGGCCACUCCUAGCAAGGAGCAGAGCGGCCCGACGAGCACAUGUUCCAGUACCGAGAAGACAGACAAAGGCGAAAAGGCCGGUGGCAGCAAGUUCUUAGACAUGCUCAUUAGUAAGGUGCGCGUUAAGAAUUUUGCCCGUGAGGAAAACAUGCCGUCGGAAGUUUGCGUUGCUCCAUUCUCUGUUUCUGAAGACGAUGGCAGCGAAGACUUCGUGGGCUUUGACGAGAGUGUUCACCAGCCGGGCAUGCUUCUCACUCCACUGGUGCCCAUAAACUGCAAAACCACUGAGGGAAAUGCCGCCUUUGUUAGCGAAUCCUUGGAUGCUUACAUGCGAGAACACCACAUUAAUGAUUCGGAUUCGCAGCAGGACGACAAGAAUAAGUUACUCGAGCCGAUGGGACACGAUGGACAGGUUACCUCGCACAGUAUGGCUCCGCCGAUGGACAUGCCGGCUGUUCCGGAAGCAUUGCAACGCUUACGAACGGUGGCUGAAAGGCGGCAGUAUCUGCAGCGUUGCAAGAACCACAAGAUGGGCAUCAUCAAUAACGAAGCUAAUGUAUACAGGGAGUUGCAGCGUAAGCAACGUCAGAGAAAGGUGAAGAUCGCGGCCAUGCAAACUCUGCAGGCACCCGACUCACAAAUGCCCUUCACGCGUCAGGGAUGGCAGGCGGCCAGUUAUGUGGCCACCGAGAACUCGAACUACUACUAUCAAGUUAUCCAGGUGGAUGGGGAGUUGGUACGCCUACCGGGAGCUCGGGGAAAUAAUUUGAAGAGGGAGAAAAGACCAUACUUGAGCAGGCUAACGCCCAAAGAAGAGGAAGAACUAAACUGUAGUAGCCAGUGCUUGGAUGCUCGCAUUUGUCGGGAGUUAAAGAUUAUCCCCACGAAAGUGUGUCCGCCGAGAAACCCUAAGAUCCUCAACCAGUUUCCACUGCCCGCCAUAUUUCGUCCCUGCCCAUUGUCAAAGAAACCGCUGCAGAGGCCGCUGGACGAUGACACGGCCGCUCUACUUCUCGCAGGUGGGAGCAUGGCCGUAGUUAGCAUGCCAAAUGUUCAAUUAGAUGUUAUACCUCAACUGGGACGACCACUACACGAAAUCGCCAAGCGAUAUCUUCAGCACAUCUUGCCCCAUCAUGACAUAACGCGGGAGUGGGCCGAGUUUAGUGUAUCGACGCUGCGGGCGCCACCCGCAUGCAUGAAGGAUGCAGAGGAGCAGGCUUCCCAAACACCAGCAGGCCGCCGAAAGAGUUUUACAUUUGUUAUUCCAUAUCUGAACGAUCGGAAUCACAUUCUCGUUCGGCGCGUGGUAGACCGAUCUGAGCUCCUCGACAAAAGCUUUAAUGAAGAGCCUGAUAAGUUGCAAGAUUUUGCCUUUCGGGAAAUGCUUCCCCCUCAGCCAGAUGCGGAGACCCUGGCCUGCGCAGACAUGAUCAACGACAUGAUCAACACUGUGGCCAUCAGCUGCAGCGAGAACAGUUUCAUAAGCGAAGAUCCAGAUGCAGUAGGAAAUAGUUCUUUGUUGCCCAAGUCCUCUGAACUAAGUUCCAUGAAGGAGGAAUCUGUAAAAGACGCGGAUAAAACUGGUAGCAAGGCAAAGCGGCUUCCCAACAAGCAGAAGCGCCUGGCAAAUGAACUGAGACGUUUAAAUGCAACUAUUAUUGAUGCGGCUGCCAGAAAUGCUGAUGCUAAAAAACCGUGCAUUAAGGAUUAUUGCCAGUUGGGCUGUCUGUGCGCAAGCUUAGCAGGUACAGAGUUACCUGUGCGGGAUCACUGCGGCAGGGCAGAGUGUGUCUUGGAUUGCCGUUGCAUGGGUGCGGAGCAGGGUCGUGUCAUGCGUGUGGAGGCUGUAGAUGGACGGGGAAUUUCCAACGAGGAUGCAUUCAACUUGCGCCGUAAGGCCACUGCACGGCUGGCCAAGAUGGAGAAGGACUUCACUUCCACCUUAGUGCUUACAGAUAACGAGACUCUGCUUAUCAAUGAGUCGCAGGGCGACAAAAAGCGACGCUGCACGAAAGCUCCGAAGCGCUACGAGGAUUUCGAUGACACAAUUUUUGAUGAGGACGAAAAGGAAGUGGUAUCACCUACAUCAAAGAAGCAAAAGAAGAUUGCCGCUGCUGCGGCGGCUGCUGCAGCUGCGGCUGCCGCUGCCAGUGCCAAGAUAUCUGCUCCUGCUCUAAGCGAACCUUGUUCGGUGAAGGACACCGAUCUUGCCAAGCUGAAGCAUUGCUUUGUGGGACUACGGCGUUUACCAGACAUUGACAACUUGGCCACGUUUUGCAUGACCCACCAGCUUUAUAAGUGCUUCUGUGGCGGUGAAUCCCCUGAUGGCAAACCGGUGGUCAUUGAGAAGGAGCAGUGGAACACGCCUGUGACUCACUUUAAUCCAGAUCUGGCCACCAGGGCACACUACAGCUUUGAGCGCCCGUCGGAGGAGUUUUCAACAAAGAAAAAAGGAAAGGAAAAGAAGACCAAAGCGAAGGUGGAGCAAAAGGCAAGCGAAGAGGAACAAAAGCCAAAGACUGAAGUAGAGACGUCUAUUCCGCCCAAGAUUGAAUGUAAAGAUGAAUUCAAAGCAGCCGUUUCUGCUUUCAGCGAUGAGACUCCUAUCCAAAGGUCCAUCGAGUUAGAUGCUAUCUUCAGUUAUUUCCGUUCCCGUCCCCAUAUGUGCCGGCGAGCCAUUUCCGUUCCCAAAAACGAAUACCAACGCCUCAAUAAACGACGGGCGGAACGAGUGCGUCACUAUUGCGCCCGUAACGAGACUCCGGAAUCAAUGGAUCUGCUUAAGGCUCGCAUUCAGGGUGCAAUUACGUACUACCGCAAGGAGCUCGAUCGACAACGGAAACGAGAGCUGAGCAAAAAAGCAAAACCCACCGUAAUUGAAGUGCGUGACGAUUCCGAUGGAAGCGAGGUUAACAUCUCUCAGAAAAGAAGUGGAACCACUAACAAUGAGUCGAAUACUACAGGCAAGCGCAUAAAACUGCAGUCGGAUGAGCCUUCUCCUCAAGAGGAAGGAAAGAAGUUGGAAAUUCAAGUGCCUCGCAUCGCCGCCUGUUAUUCGCUUAAUUCUGCCGCCGUCGAUGCGCUAGCAUCUGGAAUGGCUGCGGUCGCCUCUGGAGGGGCACAGGAUUCCGCCGAUCUGGAUUCUACAAACUUUAGCUCUUUCUACAACGAGGUGGUUAAAAACAUGAAUACCCUGGUAAGCAAAAAGAUGCAGGACAUUGAUCUGGCGCUGCAGCGAGAAAGCAAGAUAAUCCCGGCUCCUAACGAAGAGAUUCUUUGCAUCAUAAAGUGGACAAACUUUUUGGCCGCUUUUGAAUCUAGUUUCGUAUUUAUAUGGGAUGUCCAAAUGAAGACUCACAGCUUCCUGGCAGCCACCACGACCAACUUGAUGCCGUCGGUGUGUGGCGCUAUUGGAGUGGUGAACACUAAAUUUGCAACCGAUCCUCAAGCAUUGCCUUUAAUGGCUCGGAUGCUUAUGAAAUCCACGAGAAACGAAAACACCAACCGACUUGCUGUGGUAAUGCAGGGCAGGCAGAGUUACUGGCUCGUCAAGGGAUUCCUGCGACAUAUGGAAGGCAAUGCCUGUACGAAGCCGACGCCACAGACUCAUCCGCUGCUUACCAAGAAGAUCAAUGUGCUGUGCUCGCUGCUUGUGAAACAGCGUAUUCGAGAACACCAAAAGAAGCGCAACAGCCGCGCAGGCUCACCUACUGAGGUGCCGAGUAGUGUGGCAUCAGAAGUUCCUUCACCGAGCGCGAUACCUAUCAGGCAGCGCUCACGGGAAAGUCAGAAAAAGAAUCAGAGCGAAGAAACGACGCCGAGUACGAUUUCAUCAGCAAAGACUACCAAGUCAGCUGUUGCUGCCGGUUCUUUGAAACCUGCGCCUGUUGCUCAAACAACAUCGGCUUCAGAUUCUGGUACUGCGAGUCUUUCUAUCGGUCCUGAAAAGGCUUUGGUACUAGGUACCCAAAGUAAAAACAGCGUCUCUGGAAUCCGUAGCAACAUCGAGUUCAGAAAAGUUCACAAUAAUGAUGUGGAAGAACUGCAAAUACCCGAGCUGCAUAAGACCGACCACCGAUGGGUCGUGCUCGACAUAUAUGAUGACUUUUCGCACAUUUUUGUUCCCGCUUUCAAUGACAUGAUAUCGUUGACCAGGAUCUACAGCGUGAUGCAGGUGGCCGAGGAGAGCCAGAAAGUGGUUAAGCUUCAGUUCUUUCCCAAUGCGCCAUAUGAUGCAUUCGUGACGCCAUCUUCAAAAAAGAAAAUCUACUUUGGUCCGCUAAGUCUAGAUGUGCCGCCGCCAGUGCUAGUGCUGUUACAGAGUGUUGACAGGAAGAUGAUGUUGCGAGAGGUUUACCAGCGAGAGCACUCUAUUCAGGUCAAGCGGCAUCGUAGAAGCAUGGCCUUCUGGGUGCUGCAUGUGAACGGUCAAGUGCACUUCGAGAUCGACAUGGAAUCAUCGGCAAAGCUUGUGGCGCAGCAGAAUAGUUCUUCGGUCACGUCUGGUCUCAAUGUGUUGAAAAUUCCGUCGCAGCUAUCUGUGGAAAUAGAAAAGAACAACGAGACAGUUCCGCCGGUAGUGAUUAUCGAUAGUGAUGAAGACGAUGAUACGGAUGAUCAACUGGUUAUCGAUGAGAAGGAAGUCCAGAAGAAAGAUACUGAGAUUAAGCAGGAACUUCCUCGCACGAAUUUCACCAUACAAAAACUUCCCAUGACCGGUGCUCUGCAGAUAACCACUACGGAUUCGGUAUCGCCAUCCCCACGUCCUUGUAAAGAUGUGACAACAUGCCAGCUAACCGGAGGUUUCAUGCCCUUCAUUUCAAACGUCCCCGCCAAGAAUGGACAGGCAGCUCCUACCACCCAAUACCUUACGCCUCAAGUUCAACUAACCACGUCGUUAAGUGUUCCUGAUGUCGCCUCGUCAAGUUCGCCCGCACAUACGCCAGCAGCCAAAAUGGUGCAUAACAAGAUUAAUGAGUCGCUGCAGGAGCUGCUGAGCAGUGGAAACACUAUAACUCCUGGGGGCAUAACUAUCACUAAGUUGAACACCAAGGACAAAAAACGGCCAGCCGAAUCCCUCCAGACUGUAAGCAAUAAAAAGCGCAUCACCAUUACCGGGAUUGCUAAACAAACACCGAAAGCAUUACCAGAAACGGGGACAGUUACUGCUGCCCGGGCGCCUGUUAUCAGGCCUUUGGCGACGCCUAUUUCCAAAAACAUUCCACCGAUAAGACCCCCAGGAGCGCCAGGGCAGAACGCGGGGGUUAAGCUAUAUCCCAGACCAGCUAACGCUGUCAAUCUGCAAUCAGUGCCGGCAAAUGUUAAACCUCCGGUAACCGCGACAUCACGACAAUCCAUGCCAGCGAAAGUUACAGGUGGCAGUGAUAAGCCGUCUCCAGUGUCCACCUCAAAGGUUUCUGAUCCAACCACGCGUAUGUCUCUGCCCGUGAAACCUUCUGCUGCGGGGGAGCCCCUGCCCUCGCGGCACUCUCUGCCACCGAAGGCAAUUUCGGAUUCCGUUGCAGUUUCUGGACAAAGACCCGAAAACGAAGAGGUCUGCUACGGCAUAAUGGUCGCAAAAGGUCUGCCACGCUUCCGCGUCAAAGUGCGCGGUUCAGACUUUUUGAUCAGAAUACCAGAACAUGGCGUUUUGUUCUUCAAAACUUUUGGAUCAGCCAUAAGCUUUCUUAACCGUCACUUGGCAAAGAAUCCCGAUCUUAGGAAGCAUCUGCCGGCACAGUGGAAGUUUCAGGCCACGGAGCAGGUCAACAAGCAUUUGAUACCUAAGACACAGCAGUCCCCAGCCGCCAUCGUAAUCGAAGAUUGAAGUGUUUUUGUUUUUCGGCCAUCACAUUCAGAUUGUGUUUCAUUUAGCAUGUAGUUCUUCACGGAAGCGCACUCAACUCAUUACGUACACUCCCGUUUUUAGGAUACAUAUUUAAUAUGUAAACUUCAUAGUUAUAACAGUAGAUUAUCAGAUUAUGUUAUUUUUGAGUUUGAUUAUUAUUAGGAAUAUUUUAGAUUUACAAAAACGUAUUAGCAGCGAUUGUUACAAAGUCGAUGCAAAAAUAUAAAGGAAGGUAUAAAUAUUAUAUUGUGUAUCAUAAUUAAUUCACGAACUUAGCACAAAUUGUAAAUAAUGUGUCACAUUGUUUAUUUGGAAAGGCUGCUUCAGCUCUGUUGUUUAAUUUAAUUUAUGUUAUGCGGCGCAAAUUUUGAAAUUGGACAUUCCUUAUUUUUUAAAAUAUAUCUUUAAGACAUGCAAAA